AUGCUGCCCCGGACGGCCCAGGGCAGGGGCACCUUAAGCAGAGUACGAGGGCUCCUGCUGCUGCCCCUCCUAAUGGUGCUGCUGGUGACUUUUUGUGCUGCACAGAGUGAGAAGAGUCAGGAAAACCAGGGAGAGAAUAACACUGGCAGUACGGAGAGCCCGGUACGUCUCUAUCUUAACGCACACCAUUACCAAUACGUCUCUCACGUACACACAUAAUCACACAUUAACAAUUAAACACAUAGUUUUUUUCCAAAAUGGCAGUAUGUGCCUGACAUGAUGAAUGACUGUUAUGAUUGGUAUAAGUUAGUGAGUCAGAUAUAAUUGCUGUGGUAAAUAUUGUGACAUUACUGUUCAGUGUGAGGACCAAGUGGUUACAGUGUGCAUGGUUCAAGGGGAUAUAUUUAAACAUUCAUGGUAAUGGUAAUGGUAACUCAUUGUAAUUGCAGGAGACUGUCUCCUCAGAUGUGGCCAUCGUCAGUCCUCGUAACUCCUGGCUUGUCUUCAGACACAACUCCAACAAAGGAGAGAACAAGAAGACCAAGCCCCCAAAGAGGGCAUCUAAGGUGAGUAGAUAUAGAAAUGGAAACCCAUACAGAUCUACACAGUAGGCUAAUACAAGCCUAGCUAACACGGAUACAAGCUAGCUAACACAGGUACAUUCAGAUUCUGGCUUAUAUAAAUUCUGAACAAAAAUAUGAGUGCAACAUGCAAAGAUUUUACUGAGUUACAGUUCAUAUAAGGAAAUCAGUCAAUUGAAAUACAGUGAGGGAAAAAAGUAUUUGAUCCCCUGCUGAUUUUGUACAUUUGCCAACUGACAAAGACAUGAUCAGUCUAUAAUUUUAAUGGUAGGUUUAUUUGAACAGUGAGAGACAGAAUAACAACAAAAAAUCCUGAAAAACACAUGUAAAAAAUGUUAGAAAUUGAUUUGCAUUUUAAUGAGGGAAAUAAGUAUUUGACCCCUCUGCAAAACAUGACCUAGUACUUGGUGGCAAAACCCUUGUUGGCAAUCACAGAGGUCAGAUGUUUCUUGUAGUUGGCCACCAGGUUUGCACACAUCUCAGGAGGGAUUUUGUCCCACUCCUCUUUGCAGAUCUUCUCCAAGUCAUUAAGGUUUCGAGGCUGACGUUUGGCAACUCGAACCUUCAGCUCCCUCCACAGAUUUUCUAUGGGAUUAAGGUCUGGAGACUGGCCAGGCCACUCCAGGACCUUAAUGUGCUUCUUCUUCAGCCACUCCUUUGUUGCCUUGGCCGUGUGUUUUGGGUCAUUGUCAUGCUGGAAUACCCAUCCACGACCCAUUUUCAAUGCCCUGGCUGAGGGAAGGAGGUUCUCACCCAAGAUUUGACGGUACAUGGCCCCGUCCAUCGUACCCUUUGAUGCGGUGAAGUUGUCCUGUCUCCUUAGCAGAAAAACACCCCCAAAGCAUAAUGUUUCCACCUCCAUGUUUGACAGUGGGGAUGGUGUUCUUGGGGUCAUAGGCAGCAUUCCUCCUCCUCCAAACACGGCGAGUUGAGUUGAUGCCAAAGAGCUCCAUUUUGGUCUCAUCUGACCACAACACUUUCACCCAGUUCUCCUCUGAAUCAUUCAGAUGUUAAUUGGCAAACUUCAGACGGGCCUGUAUAUGUGCUUUCUUGAGCAGGGGGACCUUGCGGGCGCUGCAAGAUUUCAGUCCUUCACGGCGUAGUGUGUUACCAAUUGUUUUCUUGGUGACUAUGGUCCCAGCUGCCUUGAGAUAAUUGACAAGAUCCUCCCGUGUAGUUCUGGGCUGAUUCCUCACUGUUCUCAUGAUCAUUGCAACUCCACGAGGUGAGAUCUUACAUGGAGCCCCAGGCCGAGGGAGAUUGACAGUUCUUUUGUAUUUCUUCCAUUUGCGAAUAAUCGCAUCAACUGUUGUCACCUUCUCACCAAGCUGCUUGGCGAUGCUCUUGUAGCCCAUUCCAGCCUUGUGUAGGUCUACAAUCAUGUCCCUGACAUCCUUGGAGAGCUCUUUGGUCUUGGCCAUGGUGGAGAGUUUGGAAUCUGAUUGAUUGAUUGAUUGAUUGCUUCUGUGGACAGGUGUGUUUUAUACAGGUAACAAGCUGAGAUUAGGAGCACUCCCUUUAAGAGUGUGCUCCUAAUCUCAGCUCGUUACCUGUAUAAAAGAUACCUUGGGAGCCAGAAAUCUUUCUGAUUGAGAGGGGGUCAAAAAUUAUUUUGGACAUGCGUUUUUCUGGAUUUAUUUGUUGUUAUUCUGUCUCUCACUGUUCAAAUAAACCAACCAUUAAAAUUAUAGACUGAUAAUUUCUUUGUCAGUGGGCAAACGUACAAAAUCAGCAGGGGAUCAAAUACUUUUUUCCCUCACUGUAAAUAAAUUAGGCCCUAAACUAUGGAUUUCACAUGACUGGGCAGGGGCGCAGCCAUGGGUGGGCCUUGCCCAGCCAAUCAGAAUGAGUUUUCCCCCACAAAAAGGCUUUAUUACAGACAGAAAUACUCCUCAGUUUCAUCAGCUGUCCGGGUGGCUGGCCUCAGACGAUCUCGCACGUGAAGAAGCCGGACAUGGAGGUCCUGGGCUGGCGUGAUUACACGUGGUCUGUGGUUGUGAGGCCGUUUGAACAUACUGCCAAAUUCUCUAAAAUGACGUUGGAGGUGGCUUAUGGUAGAGAAAUUAACAUAAAAUUAUCUGGCAACAGCUCUGGUUGACAUUCCUGCAGUCAGCAUUCCAAUUGCACGCUCCCUCAAAACUUGAGACAUCUGUUGCAGGUGUUGUGUGACAAAAGUGCACAUUUUAGAGUGGCCUGUGUAAUGAUCAUGCUGUUUAAUCAGCUUCUUGAUAUGCCACACCUGUCAGGUGGAUGGAUUAUCGUAGCAAAGAAGAAAUGCUCACUAACAGGGAUGUAAACAAAUUUGUGCACAAAAUUUGAGAUAAAUAAGGUUUUUGGGCGUAUGGAACAUUUCUGGGAUCUUUUAUUUCAGUUCCUGAAACAUGGGACCAACACUUUACAUAUUGUGUUUAUAUUUUUGUUCAGUAUAUUUACAGUGCCUUCAGAAAGUAUUCAUACCCCUUGACUUAUUCCACAUUUUCACCUAUCUAUCUACACACAAUACCCCAUAAUGACAAAGUGAAAACAUGUUUAUAGAAAUGUUAGCAAAUUUAUUGAAAAUGAAAUACAGAAAUAUCUCAUUUACGUAAAUAUUCACACCCCUGAGUCAAUACAUGUUAGAAUCACCUUUGGCAGCGAUUACAGCUGUCAGUCUUUCUGGGUAAGUCGCUAAGAGCUUUGCACACCUGGAUUGUACAAUAUUUGCACAUGCUUCCGGAUUCCACACAGAGGGGACUAUCCCCCGUGGAGAGCCACACCCUCUGUCCUGGGCGAAAAACUGGGUCUGGGCGAUGCCUGCGGUUGGUCUGAUGUUGAGACCUGACGAGGCCCGCUUAAGCGCUGCCCGUAACUGCCUCCAGGUGCGGCGACAGCGACUGAUGUGGGCCUGGACCGACGGGCCGCCGCCUCCUCCUCUUGCUCUGGGAAUAAGGGGGGUUGGUACCCGUAUUGGCACUGGAAGGGGGACAGGCCGGUGGACGAGCAGAGAAGGCUGUUGUGGGCGUACUCCGCCCAUGCCAGUUGCUGACUCCACGUAGCUGGGUUGCUGGUUGACGCGCUCUGUCUGCCCGUUCGACUGGGGAUGGAAGCCAGAAGACAAGCUGACGGAGGCGCCGAGGCAGGUGGGGAACACCUUCUAGAACCUGGAGGCGAACUGAGAACCCCGAUCUGACGCCACAUCUUGGGGAAGGCCGUGGACCCGGAAAACGUGCUGCACCACCAACUUAGCCGUCUCGCAGGCCGACGGGAGUUUGAGAAGGGGUAUGAAGUGGGCAGCCUUCGAAAACCAUUCCACAACGACCAGGAUGACUGUGUAUCCAUCAGAGGGGGGUAAGGCGGAAAUGAUAUCCAGCUAGAUGUGGGACCAGGGGUGCUUGGGGAUAGGCAGGGGUCGGAGCAGCCCUGCCGCGGGCUGAGGUGAGCUCUUCGUGUGCACGCACACCGGGCAAGCCGCCACGAAAGCGCACGUACCCCCCUCAGCUGAUGGCAACCAGAACCUCCUACGCAGGAACUCCAACGUCCUGGCAGCCCCCGGAUGGCUGGUGAGGUCGGACGCGUGCGCCCACUGAAGCAGUCGCGAGCGCGCAGCCUUGGGUACGUACAUCCUCCCCAAUGGGCCUCCGCCCGGAUCGGGCUCCCGCCGUAGCGCUGCUCUGACCAGCCUAUCGAUUCCAUUGGGGACAAUGGGGUCAUCUCUCUCCACCAGGUCCACGGGUAUGAGAUCGUGAACCGGAAUCUGGUGAAGAACAACGCCCACCUGGCCUGGCGUGAGUUGAGCCUCUUGGCCCCCUGAACGUAGGCUAAAUUCUUAUGGUCAGUCCAUACGACGAAUGGAUGGGCGGCCCCCUCUAGCCAAUGCCCCCUCUAGCCGACGGGAGAAAAACAGGUAGGGGUGAGUCUUACCGUCCGGAGGAACCGCUGGGACAGGAUUGCUCCCACCGCAACGUCUGAAGCAUCCACCUCCACAAUGAACGGUAGGGACGGAUCAGGAUGCCCUAGGACCAGGGCCGAUGUAAAGCGCAACUUAAGCGCAGCAAAUGCGUUCCACGCUUCCGGGGUCCAGGCGAAGGGGCGCACGCUCGUCUGGGUGAGGGCUGUCAGGGGCGUGGCUAGGGAGCUAAAAUUGCGAAUAAAUCGCCUAUAAAAAUUAGUGAACCCUAAAAACCUUUGUAGUUGCUUGAGGGAUGGGCUGGGGCCAAUCCAGUACCGCGCUGACCUUGGCUGGGUCCAUCCGUAGGUCCCCCUGGGUGACAAUGAACCCCAAGAAGGAGACUGUCUCUCUAUGGAACACGCAGUUCUCCGCCUUGACGUACAGCUGGUGACGGAGAAGGAGUUGGAGGACCUGCCGAACGUGCUGCUGGUGUUCACUCAUGUCCUUUGAAAAUAUUAGGAUGUCAUCCAAAUACACGAAGACGCUGUAGUCGAGGAGGUCCUGGAGCAUGUCAUUGACUAACACCUGGAACACUGCAGGUGCAUUGGCACGGGGACAGUGCGCCGGGUGAUGAAGCCCGACCCCAACGGCCGGCCAUCCAGGCCCAUGACCGGAACCGGCUCAGAGAGGGAAAGUAACGGAACGCUCCACCCUUGGGCCAGCCCCGCUGUUUCCUGCGGCCCCCGCGGUACUCAGAGAUGUGUUGUUUUGGAUUUGCCCCAAACAUUAAGCUUUGUAUUCAUGAUAUAAAGUUAAUUUCUUUGCCACAUUUUCUGUAGUUUUACUUUAAUGCCUUAUUACAAACAAGAUGCAUGUUUUGGAAUAUUUUUAUUCUGUACAGGCUUCCUUCUUUUCACUCUGUCAUUUAGGUUAGUGUUGUGGAGUAAUUACAAUGUUGUUGAUCCAUCCUCAGUUUUCUCGUAUCACCGCCAUUAAACUCUGUAACUGUUUUAAAGUCACCAUUGGCCUCACAGUGAAAUCCCUGAGCGGUUUCCCUCCUCUCCAGCAACUGAGUUAGGAAGGACACGUAUCUUUGUAGUGACUGGGGUUUGUAGUGACGCCCUCAUUCUCAUCGACGGGGCUGUAGGGGAACAGGUUGAGAGCUUCAAGUUCCUUGGUGUCCACAUCACCAACGAACUAUCAUGGUCCAAACACACCAAGACAGUCGUGAAGAGGGCACGACAAAGCCUAUUCCCCCUCAGGAGACUGAAAAGAUUUGGCAUGGGUCCUGAGAUCCUCAAAAAAUUAUACAGCUGCACCAUCGAGAGCAUCCUGACUGGUUGCAUCGCCGCCUGGUAUGGCAACUGCUCGGCCUCCGACCGCAAGGCACUACAGAGGGUAGUGCGUACGGCCCAGUACAUCACUGGGGCCAAGCUUCCUGCCAUCCAGGACCUCUAUACCAGGCGGUGUCAGAAGAAGGCCCUCAAUGUUGUCAAAGACUCCAGCCACCCUAGUCAUAGACUGUUCUCUCUGCUACCGCACGGCAAGCGGUACCGGAGUGCCAAGUCUAGGUCCAAAAGACUUCUCAACAGCUUCUACCCCCAAGCAAUAAGACUCCUGAACAGCUAAUCAUGGCUACCCGGACUAUUUGCACUGCCCCACCACCCCCACCCCCCACCCCCCACCCCAUCUUUUUACGCUGCUGCUACUCUGUUAAUUAUUUAUGCAUAGUCACUUUAACUCUAACCACAUGUACAUAUUACUUCAACUACCUCAACUAGCCGGUGCCCCCACAUAUUGACUCUGCACCGGUACCCCCCUGUAUAUAUAGCCUCCCUACUGUUAUUUUAUUUUACUUCUGCUCUUUUUUUCUCAACACUUUUUUGUUGUUGUUGUUUUAUUUUACUUUUUUAUUUAAAAAUAAAUGCACUGUUGGUUAAGGGCUGUAAGUAAGCAUUUCACUGUAAUGUCUGCACCUGUUGUAUUCGGCGCAUGUGGCCAAUAAAAUUUGAUUUGAUAUGAUUGAUACACCAUCCAAAGCGUAAUUUAUAACUUCACCCUGCUCAAAUGGAUAUUCAAUGUCUGUUUUUGUUUUGUUUUUGUUUUUCCAUCUACCAAUAGGUAACCUUCUUUGUGAGGCAUUGGAAAACCUCCCUGGUCUUUGUGGUUGAAUCUAUGUUUGAAAUGUACUGCUCGACUGAGGGACCUUACAGUUAAUUGUAUAUGGGGUACAGAGAUGAGGUAGUCAUUCAAAAACCAUGUUAAACAAUAUUAUUGUACACAGAGAAAGUCCAUGCUACUUAUUAUGUGACUUGUUAAGCAAAAUUUUUUAUUUAGGCUUGCCAUAACAAAGGGGAUGAACACUUAUUGACUUGACAUCUCAGCCUUUUAUUUUUUAUUAAUUUGUAAGAAUUUCUAAAAACAUUUUUCCAAUAUGGGGUAUUGUGUGUAGGCCAGUGACACAUAAUCUCCAUUUUAAUUUCAGGCUGUAACACAACAAAAUGUGGAAAAAGUCAAGGGGUGUGAAUACUUUCUGAAGGCACUGUAGGUUUAAACUAUAUACGUUUAAAUAUGUAUGCUGCUAAGUGGGCACGAUGGUAACAUAAGCGAAAGCAGGUGAAAUGGGUUCAAAGAAGCUAAUGUAAGCAAGCGUUAGGCUAACACAUCAAAAGACAUACCAGGUAAGCAAAUUUAGGGCGCUAUUCAAUCUGUAAAGCUGAAGUGUUUAAAAUAUAAAGGUAAUUUCUGAUUGAGCCGACAUAUGCAGCGUUUACCGUGAAUACAGUCUCCGCUAAAGCGGGAACAUUACCUUAAAAUUUGAAUCAUGCUGUAAAGCUGAACUUCAGCAAUGCGGAUUGAAUAGAGCCCCUAGUGUCUUACGUGACCAGAUAUAUUCAACACAGUUGAAUAAAUACUGAGCAGCAUAUUCACCUAGGCUAUGUGUGGGUUCCCCUGGAUUUACAGUUAGCAGCAGGUGUAUUGCUAACAGGUAAAUAAAUAUACAGUACAUGCGUGUAGCAAUAAAUAGAUGGAUACAGGUUAGUUUAUAUAAUGACAUAGCUAUUGAAAUAGAGGCUGCACUAACUUACCAAAAAUGUAUUUACAUGGUAGUUAAGGUGUGUACAAUGUAAUCACUGUAGGUACAUAUUACUACAUAUGUAUUACAACUGUUACUUGUUUGCAGCAUGCACAAUAUCAAGGAUUUGGACAUAAACUCUCAAUGAAGACAACUGAAUGCUGGUGAGCAAAUGGGUCUAGAGUAGAUACACUGUGUCUUUACUGUUCAUUUCAUCCAUUGCAAGUCAAGGUAGAUCUCCUUACAUUUCACCUUAGUUGAAAUUCAAAUACACAUGCAAUAGGUGUGGUCUGAGCAUUGUGAGUUUAGGGCCCUCACUCAGGAAGAAGUAAGGCAUCUCUGCUCUCUCGUGUUAGAUGGUGGGAGUGAUAGAUUGUUUAAUUGUAACAGGUUUAAAGGGUGCCAAUUUGACCAAGUUUAGUCAAAAUGAUGGGCAAUGAUUUUAAUAAAAAAGAGUGUCUAGGUAUACCGCAUUUAAUCUGGAUUUGAUGAAGCAAGUUUAUAGUCUUAGAAUCCCUUGCUUCCCUUUUAUCCUGAUCCAUCGAGAAUAACUGUAACCAAUCAGUUUUAGGUGUAGACGCCUUUAGAUAUUCCCGUUUGUAUGAACUCUUUGAGGACUGAUCAUCGAGGACUGGUUUCAUUUUUUUUUUGUCUCUGUCUGUAGCAUGGGCUACCAGGGCCCCCCGGACCACCAGGCCCCCAAGGGCCACCCGGCCCCCCCGCCCCGCUGUUACCUCAGCAGGAAGAGCUGAUGCAGGAGUUCCAGCUACGACUGAGA
This is a messenger RNA of Coregonus sp. 'balchen', 8303 nucleotides long. The record is from the annotation of a GenBank genome assembly. Lineage: Eukaryota; Metazoa; Chordata; Actinopteri; Salmoniformes; Salmonidae.